Molecule: messenger RNA, 3104 nt
Organism: Cryptotermes secundus
Lineage: Eukaryota; Metazoa; Arthropoda; Insecta; Blattodea; Kalotermitidae
Product: myosin-10
Exons: 7
Coding region: 627-3044 (805 amino acids)
Molecular function (GO): protein binding
Source: RefSeq, a predicted model, not a curated record
AUGGCGGUGAAGAUGAUGGGUUGAGGAGAAGGUAAAACGAGGGAGAUAUGAAGUAUACGCAGCCAUGUCUAUAAAUUUACCCCAAUUUAUGCGUGUUACAGUGUCUGCACGGGUAUUUUGAUGUGUUGUGUGUGUGUCCUGUUUCCUCCGAUAAUUUAGGCGUGAAGCAUGUGUGUGCCCCGGCAUCGAAAUUAUAGCAUUAUGGUGCAAAUGAUUGGCCACCCCUAGAGCACUGCAUGCAUGUGUGGCAGUGGUAUGGCAGUCUGCCAGCAUGCUUCCAUUUCUUAUCAAUGGCCUCUGACCUUGGCUUUGAUGCUGAGGCUUCAGCUGUGAUUGGUUUAUUUCCAUGCUAGAUGGUCACUUGAUGUCUUGAUGAAAUGGCCAUGUAGGCAUAUACCGUGGUUUCAGAAGAACAUACUGUUUACAUCUUCAAGGUUGAAGUUAAGUUAGGAUAUAUAGGCAGGUUGGAAGAGAGACCACGGUGUGAGCCUGGGACCUGUCAGACUGAAGCAGGAAUGGACCAUCUUUAGCCUAAAUUGAAGGAGAUAUGAAGCUAGUCUAUAGAACUGGGAGCUGUUGAAUCAAACAAUUCAAUUAUUUUUACCAUAGAGGCAUGUACAUCAACGAUGCUCUACCAUAAUGGCACCGCUCACCUGCUACUGUUGCUACUGUUCCUGCAUGCCAUUCACCAGGCACAGGAUUGUAAAUUAUCAGAGCACAGUGUCAAUCUGCAACCUCAAGAAGUUACCUGCUCUCUGGGAGAGGACUUAUACCAAGAUUCAGUGCAACUGUUGGCGGUCAUCCAAAGGCUUCAGUCACAGUUGCGGCAGCAACACGAGAAACUAGAAUGGGAGAAACAGCGAGGACACCGGUUGCUUGCAUCGAUCAGUGACAGAAAAUUUGUGUGUCUGAGGUCAAGUGACGGAAACCAAGUGGUAGGAAAUGGAUUGCAAUUGGCCGAGGAAUUAGAAAAUGAAAAGAAACAAGAAUUACAAUGGGGUAAACAGCUAGCAAAUGAAGAAAAUCAUUCAUCACAGCUGGCAGCACAUUUAGAAAAAGCAAAAGAGUAUGGAAGGCAAAUGGCCGAGGAAUUAGGAAAUGAAAAGAAACGAGGAUUACAAUUGGAUAAACAGCUUGAGAAUGAAAGGAACCAUUCAUCACAGCUGGCAGCAUAUUUAGAAAAAGCAAAAGAGUUUGGAAGGCAAAUGGCCGAGGAAUUAGAAACUGAAAAGGAACGAGGAUUACAAUUGGAUAAACAGCUUGAGAAUGAAAGAAACCAUUCAUCACAGCUGGCAGCAUAUUUAGAAAAAGAGAGGGAAUAUGGAAGGCAAAUGUCCAAGGAAUUAGAAAAUGAAAAGAAACGAGGAUCACAGUUGGACAAAGAGCUGGAGAAUGAAAAGAAACAUUCGUUACAAUUGGCUGAAGAACUGGAAAGAAAGAACAAGCAAGGAUUUGAGUUGUUUGAAAAAUUGGAAAGUGAAAAAGAACGAAGUCACCAGUUAACUUUAAAACUGCUAGCAAAACAUGAAUAUGAUUUACAAAUGGCUGAAAAUUUACAGAAAGAAAAGCAACUUAGGUCCAAUCUGAUCAAAAAACUAAAUGAAGAUAUAGAAAGUAGACUACAUUUGGCAAAAAGCUUAGAGAAGGAAAUGGGACAUUACUUGAUGCAGCUGGCUACCUUACUGGAAAUUGAGAACAGAGUUAAACUGUCUGAAAAUCUAGCAGAAGUAAGAAACCAGUGUUUGAAAAUGUCUACAGAUCUUGAGAAAGAAAGGGAAAAAUUUAUUGAUUUGACUAAAGAUCUUGAGAGACAGAAGCAGCACAGACUGCUUCUGGCAGAGAGGCGCAGGCGAGGUGCAGCACUUCGGGCUGGCAGAUUGAGACAGUUAGGUGAUCAGCGAUCAGCGGAAAUGCAUCUGUGUGUAGUGGUGGUUGAGCUGCUUCUCGAGAAGGAGAACAACCGCUGCCUGGAGCUGGAACUGCGGUUGCAGAAAGAGAAACUGCAGGCUGCUGAGUUGGAGCACAGAGUGGAAAAGGAAGCCCUGGUCAAUGAAGAGCUGGCAGCCCAUGUUAAGAAAGAACAGAGGCAUGUGCAGGAGACUCUCAUUCAACUUGAAGCAGCCCGCACACUGGUUAUGCAGCUGGAAACAGACCUGCAGAAGGAAAAGGAAUAUGGGCUAGAGCUUGUAACUGACAAGAAGAAACACAAGGGCCAUGCCCAGAUUUUGGAAGUUGAGAAUCGCAACUGUACAGCACAGGUGUCAGCCCUGAAACAGGUGCUCAGUAAUAAAACUCAACACAUCAUGCUACUCACAGCUCGGUUAGAGACAAGAGAAGCUGAGGCAGUGACCGAAGUGCCACCGUCAGACAAAUAUCUGCAGGAGCAGCUACUUGCCACGGUAAGAGAACUGCAGGGAAGGAAGGAGCACCUGAAGGAAUUCCUGCAGUUUCUACAGGCACAUAAACGUGACACUGGCAAGUGGAGCUCCCUGGUAGCUGCUGUGGAGUAUGGAGAACCAGUGGUCCUACAGAUAUUGCUGGAUUCAGGCAGUGAUGCCAAUAUUGCAGACCACACAGGAAAACUGCCACUGUUGCGGGCUGCAGAACUGGGAGAUGUUACAUUAGUUCUGAUGCUUAUUGGAAAUGGAGCAAAGCUGAUGAUUGAAGACAAAGAUGGGCGCUCUGCACUGCAUCAGGCUGCCAAACAGGGGCACACUGAGGUCAUACGCCAUCUUAUCGAUAUUGGUGCAAAUGUAUCAGCAGGAAACAGGUGGUACAGCACACCCCUGCACUAUGCUGCAUGGAAUGGCCACCUGAAUGCCACACGCUUGUUGCUGGAACGGGGUGCUGAUGUGAAUAGCUGGAGUGCAGGUGAUUGGAGGCCUCUGCACAGAGCAGUGCAGGGUGGGCAUACAGAUGUGGCACGGUUCCUUGUGCGCCAUGGUGCAGACUUGACCGCCAUCAACGAGGAUGGACACACAGCAAGAGAAAUGGCUGAAAAUAGGGGCCCUGUGUUUCUGCAUGCCAUCACAGGGAGCGAAUGAAGUCUGAAAGGUGCACAGAAUUGGCCUAAUCCUUCCAGCUGCAUUAUGGCCCUGGAGUCA